CAGACAUGGCCACUUACCACCAAGAAGGGCAGAUGCAGCUACCCCGAGCUGAUGCCUUUCAUUCACAUCUCAUCAAUACUUUCUCUCUCAUGGAGCAUUUGCAAGGCUUGAGCCAAGCUGUGCCGCGGCACACUAUCAGGGAGUUACUUGAUCCUUCCCGCCAGAAGAAACUUAUGUUGGGAGAUCAACACCAGCUAGUGCACUUCUCUAUAAAGCCUCAACGUGUAGGACGGAUUUUACAUGCCCAGAGGCUGUUGAGCAGGCUUCAUGUGCGCUGCAGUCAGAGGCCACCUCUUUCUUUGUGGGCCGGAUGGGUCCUUGAGUGUCCUCUCUUCAAAAACUUCAUCAUCUUCCUGAUCUUUUUGAAUAUGAUCGUAUUGAUGGUUGAAAUAGAAUUGCUAGAAUCCACAAAUACCAAACUAUGGCCAUUGAAGCUGACUUUGGAGGUGGCAGCUUGGUUUAUCUUGUUUAUUUUCAUCCUGGAGAUCCUUCUUAAGUGGCUAUCCAACUUUUCCCUUUUCUGGAAGAGUGCCUGGAAUGUCUUUGACUUUGUUGUUACCAUGUUGUCCCUGCUUCCCGAGGUUGUGGUAUUGGUAGGGGUAACAGGCCAAUCGUUGUGGCUUCAGCUUCUGAGGAUCUGCCGGGUGCUGAGGUCUCUCAAACUCCUUGCACAAUUCCGUCAAAUUCGAGUUACUAUUUUGGUCCUGGUCAGGGCCCUCAAGAGCAUGACCUUCCUCUUGAUGUUGCUGCUUAUCUUCUUCUACAUUUUUGUUGUGACUGGUGUCUACUUCUUAGACUACACCCCUUCACCUCGUCAGGACCUCGAGUACCGUGUGUUCUUCUUGGACCUCCCGAAUUCCCUGGUAACAGUGUUCAUUCUCUUCACCUUGGAUCAUUGGUAUGCACUGCUUCAGGACGUCUGGAAGGUGCGUGAAGUCAGUCGCAUAUUCAGCAGCAUCUAUUUCAUCCUUUGGUUGUUGCUUGGCUCCAUUAUCUUUCGGAGUAUCAUAGUAGCCGUGAUGGUUACUAACUUUCAGAAUAUCAGGAAAGAGAUGAAUGAGGAGAUGGCACGUCAGGAGGUUCAGCUCAAAGCUGACAUGUUCAAGCGGCAGAUCAUCCAGAGAGAAAAAAACGUGUCACAGGAGGCACUGAGAUCAAGCCAUAGCAAAAUAGAUGACAGUUCAAGAGUUGCUGGUCAACGAAGGGAAAGUUUGGACUUAUCAGAAGUGUCUGAAGUAGAGUCUAUUUAUGGUGCCACUGAAGAGGAUUUAGUAACAUCUGCAUCAAAAACAGAAGAGACCUUGUCAAAAAAGAGAGAGUACCAGUCUUCCUCCUCUGUCUCCUCCACAUCCUCUUCCUAUUCUUCCUCUUCUGAAUCCAGAUUUUCUGAAUCUAUUGGUCAUUUGGACUGGGAGACUCUUGUGCAUGAAAAUCUGCCCGGGCUAAUGGAAAUGGAUCAGGAUGACCGUGUUUGGCCCAGAGACUCACUCUUCCGAUAUUUUGAGUUGCUAGAAAAGCUUCAGUAUAACCUAGAGGAGCGUAAGAAGUUACAAGAGUUUGCAGUGCAGGCACUGAUGAACUUGGAAGACAAGUAAAGCAAUGGAUGGCUUCAAUAUCCUUGGGCCCAGCAAAAGAUAAUGAAGGGAAUUGUUGAAAAUUGAGAAUUGAAAAUAUAAAUGUCUGUUCAGAUAAAACAAUGUCUGUUCAUUAAAAUUAAAAAGUAUAA
Molecule: messenger RNA, 1726 nt
Organism: Piliocolobus tephrosceles (Ugandan red Colobus)
Lineage: Eukaryota; Metazoa; Chordata; Mammalia; Primates; Cercopithecidae
Gene: CATSPER2
Product: cation channel sperm associated 2
Exons: 12
Coding region: 6-1595 (529 amino acids)
Biological process (GO): fertilization; flagellated sperm motility; sperm capacitation
Cellular component (GO): CatSper complex; membrane
Molecular function (GO): calcium-activated cation channel activity
Source: RefSeq, a predicted model, not a curated record